AUGGCAGCAACUAUGUCAUUAAAUUCAUCUAUGAACGAUAUUGAAUCUAUUCAUUGUCGUGAAAAUAAUUUACCUAUAGUUAAACAAAGACGUUUGACAAAUGAAACAAUUCAUACACAAGAUUCAUCAAGAGAAGUAUUACCAACAAAUGAUGUAAUACUUAAAAGAAAUUUGGGUUCGGGUAUAUUUGUAUCACCGAAAGGUGUUUUACGUGGAACAGAAUCAGUCGGUUUAUGUUUAAUUAUUUGGAUUGCAUCUGGUCUUGUUUCUUUGCUUGGAGCAUUAUGUUAUGCAGAAAUUGGUACUGUUAUACCAAGAAAUGGUGCAGAAAUAGCUUAUAUGAAAGAAGGUAUUGGUUCAGUUCAUGAACGAAUUGGUGAAAUAUUAGCAUAUUUAUUCAAUUGGACAAGUGCACUUAUUCUCAAACCAUCAAGUGUAGCUAUUCUUGCACUCACUUUUUCGCAAUACUUUUUAUCUGAUUGUAGUCCAUCAGAAGAACUUAUCAAAAUAACAGCUAUUCUUGCUAUUCGUACAACAAGAAAACCAUUAGGUGUAGCACUUGCUUUUUAUUCUGGCCUAUGGGCAUAUGAUGGAUGGAAUAGUUUAAAUUCAAUAACUGAAGAAUUAAAAAAUCCACAAAGAAAUCUAUGGUUAUCUAUUGUAUUAGCAUUACCAUCUGUUAUUGUUCUUUAUCUUCUUACAAACAUUUCUUAUUUUACUGUAAUGAGCAAAGAAGCAUUGCUUAGUUCAAAUGCUGUUGCUGUAACAUGGGGUGAGAUUGCAAUAGGUCCUGUUGUACGUGCUCUACCAAUUCUAAUAUCAAUCAGUGCAUUAGGCAGUGGUAAUGGAGUAUUAUUUUCAAGUGCUCGUUAUUGUAUGGUUGGUGCUCAAUAUGGAUAUUUACCUGAAGUAUUUGCUUGUAUUCAUAAACACAGAUUGACACCAGUACCUGGUAUUGUUCUUGAGGUUGGUCUUAUUGCAAUAGCUUUAUGCCUUCCAAGUAACGUCGAAGGACUUAUUGAUUUUUUUAGCUUUGCUGCAUGGAUCUUUUAUGGUUUAACAUUUUUAGCAACACUUUUGUGCAAAUUUACAAUGAAAAGAGCUGAAAGAGUGAUAAGUAUUCCUAUACCCUUGAUUAUUAUUAUUAUUUUGAUUUCAAUCUAUUUGGUAUUUGCACCUGUUAUUGCUGAUCCAAAUAUUGGAUUUCUUGUAGCUUUUCUUAUUAUUCUUUUUGGUUUAAUAUUUUAUUAUCCAUUUGUUUAUCGUAAAAUAGAACUGAAUAUUAUAAGUAUGUAA
Molecule: messenger RNA, 1296 nt
Organism: Rotaria sp. Silwood2
Lineage: Eukaryota; Metazoa; Rotifera; Eurotatoria; Philodinida; Philodinidae
Source: the annotation of a GenBank genome assembly